Toxotes jaculatrix (banded archerfish) is the source of this 3034-nucleotide messenger RNA. RefSeq names its product complement component 7b (gene c7b). Gene Ontology annotation, biological process: immune response. Gene Ontology annotation, cellular component: membrane attack complex. The coding region runs from base 274 to 2829 and encodes 851 amino acids. Gene Ontology annotation, molecular function: protein binding. The transcript is spliced from 18 exons. Lineage: Eukaryota; Metazoa; Chordata; Actinopteri; Toxotidae. The record is from RefSeq and is a predicted model, not a curated record.
ACUUCUCCUGUCACACUUAAAUGAGGCCAGUCUGACUAAAGAUAUCAGUGGAAAUGGACACAAAUCAAUGCAAACAAAGACGUAAAACAAAGCUUGACUGGAUUUGGACUGAAUCUGUGGAAAGGAACACUGGGUCUCAGUUCAUGACUCAUUGUGUGAACAGAGGCGGUUCCAAAUCUGGUUGUUCAGAUUUGAUGGAUCAGAGUUUCUUCAUCGGGGGGAAAUUCCUGAACAUGGGGUUCUGUUGGGUAAUCCCCCGACACUGCUAACUAAAUGACCCUGAAUAUUUCGGUGCUGGACCAGAAGAGAAGGCUGAAGUCUGAGGAGCACAUCAUGAAGUUGGAUUUGGCUGCAACUUUGUCUUCUUUGGCGUUGCUGCUCAUCUUUCUGUUUCCAGUUUGCUGUCGGCAGCCUGUGAACUGCAGAUGGGGGCCUUAUGGAGAGUGGUCUGAGUGUGAUGGCUGCACCAGAGCAAAGGUGCGUACUCGCCACGUGGAGGUGUACGCCCAGUUUGGAGGUGCGCCAUGUUCAGGAGAAGCCACACAAACACAACCGUGUGUCCCACAGAAAAGAUGUCCCCUGGGAACAGGCUGUGGAGACAGGUUCCGCUGCACCUCUGGUGAGUGUAUCAGCCACUCCCUGGUGUGUAACGGAGACCAGGACUGUGAUGAUGGUCUGGAUGAGAGAAGCUGUGACCAAGACAACAGCCACUACUCAUGUGAUCUUGACAAAACACCUCCUAACUCUGACUUCACGGGCAGAGGGUAUGACGUGUUGACAGGGAAACUGAGAGGAGCUGUGAUCAAUACUCUGAGCUUUGGAGGGCAGUGCAGGAAGGUGUUCAGUGGUGACCACAAAACCUAUUACAGGCUGCCACAGAACAUCCUCAGGUACAGCUUUGAGGUGACAGUAGAUAAUGAAGAAAGCGAUGAAUCCUACGAGAGCGCCUGGUCCUAUGUGCAGCACAUCCAGUCAAACGCCGUGGUGGGACACGACCGCCGCACCUUCCACAAAGAGGUCACUGAAAACAAGGCCUACAGAUUGAUCAUCCUGAAGAAUAAAGUGGAACUGGCCCAGUUCCAAAACUCUGCUCCUCAGUAUCUUACUCUGGCCGAAGGCUUCUGGAAGGCCUUGUCCUCGCUGCCGCUCACAUACGACUACUCCGCCUACCGACAACUGCUUCAGAAGUACGGCACACACUACCUCUCUGAGGGCUCGCUCGGAGGCGAAUACCAGGCCUUGUUGGAGUUAGACCGUCAGGCGCUCGCUUCAACCAGUACAACUGAUAUAGAGUACCAGAGGUGUUGGAGAAAGGUGAAACGCCGUUUCUUCAGGAAGAAAGUGAAAACAGUCUGUGAAAAACUAACCAGAUCUUUAUCAUCCAGUCACGGAAGCAAUGUAAACAAGAUGCCGAUUAAAGUCAACAUUUUUGGUGGAGAUCCAUCCUUCAUAGCCGCUCUGACUGUUCUGGAUCUGGAAAACCCAGAAGCUAAUGGAGAGGUCUAUGAUAACUGGGCCUCCUCUGUCAAAGACUUCCCUGAAGUUAUAGACCAGAAGCUGCGUCCUCUGUAUGAGCUGGUGAAGGAGGUGCAGUGCACAGGUUUGAAAAAGCUCCACCUGAAAAGAGCCACGGAGGAGUACCUGGCGGAGGAGCAUCCCUGUCACUGCCGGCCCUGCCAGAACAACGGCCAGCCGCUGCUGACGGGGUCCGAGUGUCGCUGCAUCUGCAGGCCAGGAACCUCAGGACGAGCCUGCGAGAACGGAGCUGUGACUGGAGAGCAGCCAGGGGUGAUCCAUGGCAGCUGGAGCUGCUGGUCCUCCUGGGGAUCUUGUACUGGAGGUCAAAGGUCAAGGACUCGCAGCUGCAACAAUCCCGCUCCCAGCAGAGGUGGUCACCACUGCAUUGGACUGCAAGUGGAGCAGAAACCUUGUGAGGACUCAGAGAUCCAGUAUUUACAGAUGAUGGAGCCUCAGUGCUUCAGUCUCUCUGUGACUCCACCAAAGACAUGUGGUCCACCUCCAAACCUCAGGAACGGAUUUAUUCAGAAUCCCAGAGAUUUUUACCUGGUUGGGAACACGGUGGAGUACUCCUGCAUAGAGGGACAUUACCUCACUGGAAACGCUGCAGCUCAGUGCACUGAAAACCAGCAGUGGAGGACAGGGACGAUGGUUUGUAAAAGUUCCACAUGUGGGAUUCCCCCACUCAACAGUCAGGUUACAGCCACGCCCACCAAAGCAGUCUAUGAGAUUGGAGACAGUGUGUCCCUUUCCUGUCCUGCGGAGUCAGUGCUGGAUGGUGAGGUGUCAGAGAUCAUAUGCAGUCCCAGUCUGCAGUGGUCUCCAUCUCCAGCCGGCACUCACUGUAAAGCAGCACCCACGGCACCGUCUCCUCCAUCGGGCCUGAAGUGUAAACUGUGGGAAACUGUGGGAAAAAACGUGUGUGUGUGUAAAAUGCCAUUUCAGUGCUCGACCUCUCUGCAGUUGUGUGCCAGACUUGGCUCAAGCCAAACCCAUUUACUAGGCGUGUGCCAGCUCGGAGCUCUGCAGUGUGUGGGACGGAGCUUCACACUGGCCAGCGACAGAGACUGUAACUGGCCAGAGGAGACGUUCACAUCCUGCCAGGACUGCAAACCAGGGACAGUCUGUCAGGAGUCAGCAAGAAAAUGCGUAUGCCAGAACAUGUCAGAGUGCCCUCAAGACUCGGCCCCCCUGUGCGUUAACUCUGGUGUUGGCAGCGUUGCCACGACGAUGUCUGAAUGCGAGGUGGGGGCCAGAAGGUGUGCUGGGGAGCAGGUGAACGUGAUCAGCAUUGAGGCUUGUCCAGAAUAAAGAUGGUUGUUGUUUUAUUUGCUGAGAAGUAUCACACUGUAACAUAACAUAGCAGGAUUUUUUUUAAUGACUGAAUUGUAAAUAGAAGUUAAUAUUUUUUCUUACUUUUGAAUGAUGUAAAUAGGCUCCUCUGCCGUCCUGUGGUUCUCUUUUUAUAUUUGUCAAGGAUGAUGGAUGAUUAACAACAUUUGCAUUUGCAUAUCUU